UAAUGCGAGUCCUUUUGUUGAUCGCGCGUAAAAUUAUUUGGUGCAACGUUAAUUUCUAUUUGUAUGUUUAAAAGCAGUUAACUUUACGAAACUUAAGUAAUUUUAAAUACAUUUUAAGCUCAUAAAGAAUUUCAAAGAAAUGGUUUUCUGACUAUAAGUACAUAAUAAGUUGUGAAUGAACUUUGCCAAGUUGGUGCCAUAAAACCAUCCGUUUAAUGUUAUUUCCAUUUCGCAAACCCAUUACAAGGAACUAUAUUUCCGAAUUCAUGAAACAAUUAUACUACGUUGACAACUAUAUUAUUCGAGUCGAGUGCUAUGUUGUAAUAAUCGUGUCCUUUAAGUUAACUUGUUCCACAGCUUAUUUGCUGCACCUGUGUCUUUUCAGUCUUGGAUUGCAUUCCAUAUAUUUUAUUGCAUUGGACACGUAAUUGCAUUGAUAUGGCCAUUUUGCACUCCUGCUGCUUUUGGAAGACGGUUCGUAAGGGAAGUUAUGCGAGUGCAAUUUAUACUUUGAUAUAUUUUGGAGGCUCGAGUUUUAUGCUUUUGCAAUACAUUCAAGAGGAACAAGAGUAUUUAACAGGAAAAAUUAAAAAGCCAAUUGGAGAGAGUAUUCUAGAACAAGGUGAUGUUUCUCCAACAAGUGUGAUAUUCAACAUAGUCUUCCUUGUAUGUUCUUUAUGCUUGGUAUGUUCUUCAAUAUUGGUGAUCUUGGGAAUUUGGAAAGACAGGCCCCAGCUACUUUUACCUUGGACAUUUUUCAUGUUUGCUGAUAUAUUCAUUGAAUUCUUCCAUUUGGUGUACUUGGUUAAGCUUAAAAGGCUUAUGUUUGUCCCUCUGGUCAGUGUGGUGUUAACUCUUGAUUUCUUCAUAUUGUGUCUAAAUGUUUAUUGUUUACUUUGCGUAAUAUCGCAAUACCAGGAAUUCAAAAGUGGAAGGUUAAAUUCUGACGUGAUUUGCUGCAUUAGACCAAGUGAAAUCGGUUCUGUAAGCAAUAGCAGCCGCAAUGUAAUUCAGCAGUUUCAAUUAGCAGUCAGUCCAUAUCCUUACCAACAAACGAACUUCUCUGUUAUUCCAGAGGAAUCCGAAUCAAAUCCAAGUCUUCGUGAAGGAGGAUUUUAAGUUGAUUAAUUGUUAAUUUUACUGUUUAUGUUAUAAGUAUUCCCCUAUAAGAUAAAUUAACAAAACCUAAAACACCCACCGUACGUAGUUUAUGUAAAAUUUUAGGUGGACAUUAGUUUUGA
Molecule: messenger RNA, 1241 nt
Organism: Eupeodes corollae
Lineage: Eukaryota; Metazoa; Arthropoda; Insecta; Diptera; Syrphidae
Exons: 6
Coding region: 439-1119 (226 amino acids)
Source: RefSeq, a predicted model, not a curated record